AUGGCCCGCCGCCGACGAACGACGGAUGACCAGUUAUCUGACGACAGCGACUUCUCUGAAAAAGAAAGUAUCGAAGAUAGCCAGUACGACACUGACCUGACAGAGCCUGAAGAUGAAGGCUCGCAAGAUCAGGACCUUAGUGAUGCAGCAGUCCUCUUUGCGGAUAACGAAUAUCCGCCAAAAUACUAUAUCCAGCAGCUUACGAAUUUUGACAAUACAGAUUACACAAAGGAGGAUUAUGGGAAGGGUACCACUGCCCUGCUUAACGAGUGA
Molecule: messenger RNA, 273 nt
Organism: Aspergillus affinis
Lineage: Eukaryota; Fungi; Ascomycota; Eurotiomycetes; Eurotiales; Aspergillaceae
Exons: 1
Coding region: 1-273 (90 amino acids)
Source: RefSeq, a predicted model, not a curated record